This is a messenger RNA of Debaryomyces fabryi, 1953 nucleotides long. It is a transcript of the gene MNN14, whose product is annotated as Mnn14p. NCBI's taxonomy places the organism in Eukaryota, Fungi, Ascomycota, Pichiomycetes, Serinales, Debaryomycetaceae. Gene Ontology annotation, biological process: protein O-linked glycosylation. Bases 1 to 1953 code for a protein of 650 amino acids. Gene Ontology annotation, molecular function: alpha-1,3-mannosyltransferase activity. Gene Ontology annotation, cellular component: Golgi apparatus. The transcript has a single exon. The record is from RefSeq and is a predicted model, not a curated record.
AUGGCACUUAAAUCAAUCAGUAAAAAAACUGUCAUAAGGACGAUUGCACUCGGCUGGAUACUAUGUUUUUGGAUAUUCUACCAUAUAAACAAAAAGAUUGAAAUUAACAUCGAAGACAGCGAUAUAGUAAAGUCACUAUAUGAUAAAGUUGGUAGACAUCAGGAAUUGAAGAACAUUAAGCUUCACUCGUCUGUAUAUGACACAAUCAUAGAAAAAGAGGGUUUAGGGGAAACAUUGAACGACCAUUCGUUCAAACAAAGAUGUAAUUUGUAUAUGAAUACCCUCAUGAAGAAUGAUUCCAAUUUUAUAGGGCCACAUCUGCAUUUUGGGUUUAAUAGGGACGAUUACAAAACUGAAGAUCUGUCAGACGCAUGGAAAGUGAUUCGGCGUGAAGAGCAGACGUUGCAUGACUACUUUACGCAUUUGAAGAUCUACAACAAAUGUUAUCUCGAUAGUCCUGAGGAUGAAAGAUUCAUAAAAGAACAAAGAAAACUCAUGUCUAGUAAGAGUCUGAUAAGCUUUGGUAUUUCCGAUCUGUUGCGAUAUACAUGUCGUCAGUUAGAGGAAAGAUUAUACCCAUGGCUCAGCUUUGAAAUGCCUGCUUAUAUGAAAUGGGAUGGAUCAGCAUCUCGGUUUCCUAAGAAACAAAACAAAAUGAUGGACCGGUUUACCAGACCAUGCUUUUUGUCCAACUUCAAAAAUAAUCUAAAGGGACGUGGGAUUGUCUUAACAAUAUCCGAUGGUCAUUUGGAUUUAACCAUAAGACUUAUCAAGUUGUUGAGGGCGUUGGAAAACACAUUACCAAUAGAAGUGAUCUACUACAAGGAUUUAUCUGAGAGCUCAAUAAGCAAGUUGAUCGAAGUAUCGAGACGUGAAUUUAAGUCAAAUGAUAAUGUUCUACCACCUCAGGAUAUUUCAUUUAUUGAUGUGUCUAGUGCAGUGAAACCCAAAUACAUUGAUAAAUUUGGAAAUUUUGGAAAUAAGAUAUUGGCAACCCUUUUCAACUCGUUUGAAGAAAUGAUCUUGAUGGAUGCUGACACUGUGGUCUUGGAGAAACCUGAAUUUUUCUUUGGUUUACGUAAAUACCAGAAAACUGGAACUAUGUUCUAUAAAGAUAGACUUGCCGUCGAAUAUAGACCAAAAAGUGAUUUGAUGUUUUUCAAAAAGAUGAUGCCAUCGUUAAUGGAUUCGUUAUUUUUCAACAUUCCUCAGACAACUGGAUACACCUUAGAUAGAAAAUUUUUCCAAGGUUUGAAUCAUUAUAUGGAAAGUGGUCUAGUAGUCAUUAAUCGUCAAAGACAUUUCAGUCAAGCUUUGAUUAUGUCUCAAUUGAUCUUUCACUUACCAGUGCAAGCUAGAGUUUAUGGGGAUAAAGAAUUGUUUUGGUUAGCGUUUGUGGUCUCAGGUAAUGAAAACUAUUCUUUCAAUGACCACUUCCUGGCAGCUAUUGGAUAUGUGACUCCUGAUAUUGAAAGACUGCCAUCGAAAUAUGAUGCACGCGAAAUUUGUUCAAAUCACCCUGCUCAUAUAAAUGAUGAAAAUAGUCACAGUUUGCUUUGGUUUAAUUCCGGGUUCCAGCAUUGUGGACAAAAUGAUAAGGUUGAUUUCCAAAGGGAGUUUGAAGCAGGAAAGAGAUACACCCAUUUAAAGACUAUUACCGAAUUCGAGUCUUUCUUUAAGAAUAGAUUGGUGAUUAGAGACGCUGUUAUUCCACCUCAUGAUAUCAUAGAGGCAGAUAACUUAGAAGAAGAACCAAGCAGAUCCUGGACAAACAUGAGAGACUACUGUGCCGGGUACACUUGGUGUGGAUAUUCGAAAAUCGGUGGAUUAUAUGAUAGAGAGAAGAAGAAAUAUAAUGUUCAAGAUGGGAUCCUUAUUCAUUUCACCAACAGUGAAAUUGAAAAAUUCGAACGAUUAGGUGAUGUAUGGAUUGAUAAUGAAUUUUUAUCAUAG